Molecule: messenger RNA, 2243 nt
Organism: Drosophila nasuta
Lineage: Eukaryota; Metazoa; Arthropoda; Insecta; Diptera; Drosophilidae
Gene: Cpr73D
Product: Cuticular protein 73D
Exons: 4
Coding region: 218-2083 (621 amino acids)
Cellular component (GO): chitin-based extracellular matrix
Molecular function (GO): structural constituent of chitin-based larval cuticle
Source: RefSeq, a predicted model, not a curated record
CGCGUUGUUCUUGCCGCCCGCCACACGGAGUCGCGAGUUCCCAAAGCAAUCAAAACAUCUUGCAACCAUUUGGAAGAACAAAACUCUCUAACGAAAAACUGUGUCCACUGAUUUACGUUUCGAUUGUGUUUGUGCCUGUGCAGGAUGCGCGUUUAAUUGGCGAUUUGAUUCGUUACAAAUUCAGCUUCGAACUGGUUUUUCACUUUACGGAAAAUCUAUGGAAAUGUUGCGUCUGCUUAGCUUUUCGUGCGCUUUUCUCGGCUUCCUGCAUAAUCCUGUGCUAGCUGAAAUUGAAUACAAUACCAUCAACGCAGAUGGAUCUUUUCAAUUUCGACAUGCAAAUGAUGACAUUGGAGGCUACUAUCAUAGCGCCUCCGGUACUCCAGACAAUGUUGUGCGAGGUCGUUAUGGUUCGCGUAGUCCAGCGAGCGGCCAAAUCGAAGAGACCGUCUACACAGCCGGACCACGUGGCUUUCGCGUGAAUGGACCGAAGAUACAUCGUAAAAUGGACCUGGCUCAGUAUCCGGUACGUCCACGUGGUAGUCCCGAUGAUCCGCUUGCGGAUCCCUACGAUGAUCCCUCCUACAGCUUCAAGUUUCGCACGCCGGAUCAAUCACGCAGCGAAGAAAACGAUGCCAGCAAUCGCAUUAGAGGUCUCUACUCCUAUGUGGACGAUGUCGGUGAGCGGCACAGCGUGCGCUAUGCUGCUGGCGCUGGCACUGGCUUUGAGAUCUCCAACGCUGUGCCCGACAAUCCCGCUAUUGUUGGUUACUCCAGUCCGCUGUACAAGGCACAUCCUAAGACACGCGGUAAAAUGUCCGUGCAACGUGGUCCCGGCGGCACUUACAAACUCAUCGCAGCUGGACCGGAUCAUCGACGUGCCGAGAGUCGUGCCCCGGAUGGUUUGGUGCGUGGCACUUACUCCUUCCUUGAUGAUAAAGGCGUGCAACGUACUGUGGAGUAUAUAGCGGGUGCCGGGAUUGGUUAUCGUGUGGUGCACAAUCGUGUGGGACCAGGAACGCAUAUAAAUCCUUCUGUGGCGGACUUUCGCUUGAGUGACACGGAUUUCCGAUUGGCCAAUGACUUUGGCAGAGGUGCAGGUGGAGGUUUAGGUGGCGUAAGUGGAGCUGGUAGUGGAGGUGGUGCAUCCUCUGCCUCUGGUUCUGGCUCUGGGCCAAGUGGAGCGGGUGGCGCUGGAGGAGCUACAGGGGGCAGGGGACGCACUGGUGGCAAGGAUUACCUGAGGCCAGCGGGCGGUGGAAUAGAUGAAGACGCAGCUGCAGCCGGCGAUGAUGUGGAUGAAGAGGAUAAUGGCAUAGGAAAUGGAAAUGGAGAUGGGAAUGGAGGUGACAAUAAUGAAGACUUUGAGCUGAGCGGCAGCUCGGGGGGCAGCGCUAGUGCGUCGCGUGGCAAGGAAGAUCGAAGGGGCUAUGCAGCGGGCGGAGGACAAAGAGGCAGCACAAGGUAUGGGGGUGGAAGCGGAGGAGGAGGAGGAAGUGGAGGUGGAGGUAGCGGAAGUGGAGGAGGUGCUAGUGGUGGAAGCAGAGGCGGUGUCAGUGGCGGAGGAGGUGGAAGUAGGGGAGGCAACGGUUCAGGGGCAAGCAGAGGAGGAGGCGCCGCAUCGGGCAGCAGGGGAGGAGGCUCCUCGGGCAACAGAAAUCGCGGUGGCUCAACCGGUCUCAAUGCCAGCGGAUCGAGGAAUCGCAAUCGGUUCAGCGGUGACGGCGGCUCCUCAGAGAGCGGAUACUUGCCACCAACCGGAAGCGGUAGCAGUGGCAGCGGUCCAGGAGACAACUACAAUCUGAACGAUGACGAUGUGGGCAGUUCGCUGCCACCGUUGGUCACCGCCAAUCAUCGUAUACUGGAGAUCGACAGGGAUCGUGAGUGGGUGCAGCGACAUCGUGACUCUACGGUCAUCCGUAAUGUGGGCAAAUGGUAUGUGGGACUGCCGCCGGGACAAAGUGUGCGUGCCCAUGUGCAGAACAUCGAUCUGGUGCCACUCGGCGGACGUGUCAACUUGUCGCCAUCGGAGGCGUUGCGCCAGGACGAGAUUGCCGAGCUGAGCGCCUCCAGGGAGCAUUAGAGCUGAGCAACACCCUUACACUUGGUAGUUGUAGUUCGUAGUCGAUAAGUGUCUAGUUGUAAGCGACUCUUAACGGGGUUAACCGGCUGCGGUUAACCUCUGCUCAAUUGUAACAGUAUUUAUGCCAAAUACACGAGUGUAUUAAUCAUGUAACAAAAGU